AUGCUCAGCAGUCGGAAAGCUUCGUACAAAGUGCCGCCCGCUGUGGUGAGAGAUCCAUUGAUAUCGCAAGAGCAUCGUAGAAGCAAGAGACGUGCGGAACGUUUCGACUCAAGUCGUCAGCUCGACCUCUUCUCGGAUCUCACUCUUGGUCCCUCCGAUGAUGAGAUUGGAGACGAAGACAAUGACCAGGACGGGCCUCAGAUAGUUCGCGAGGGAGUGGCACAAUUUGCAGGGAUGCUCGCUCCCUCAGGCGUGGCGACCGAUAUUGACGUCUCAGAGGCCACCGCCAUCUCCAGUGAGUCUGCUGUACCUCCUUCCCAGCCGAGCGAUGUGCAGACCAACGCAAAGAAACGUGGCAAGAAUAAGCGCAAGGGCAAAGCGGCCGCCGCUGGGGCCAAGGGCAGGAAGCCGAGCAAUUGGGCGGACAAGUGCAUGUACGCGGAGUUGCUAGAGAUGAGUGAAGAGAUGAGCGAGGCGUACCCUCUUAGCGAUGGCAUCCCGGAGAACAUCGAAACAGGAUGGGUAGUCGUGACACCUGUUCCAGUGGGCAAGCGCUGUCUCGCUAUAACGCAUCAGAUAUCUGGGAUUGCCGGAGUUGUUCCGAAUGUGACGCUACGUUCUCGGGUGCUCGGCAAGCCGCUCAUGGGAGCCUUCCCUUCGCCUCUCCCACCACAAACUAUUCUAGAUUGCAUCCUGGAUGAGAACUGGCACAAAAAUGGAAUUCUUCACGUCCUUGACGUAAUCAAGUGGAAAGGCCAAGACGUUGCCGACUGCGAGACCCCUUUCAGGUUCUGGUGGCGAGAUACGCGUCUUUCUGAGCUUUCCAGCCAUCCACCGCCACCUAGUGCCACAGACGUAGAGCCCACAGUUAUGCAAGGCGUUGAGGCGCCAUCGUCCUGGUACAAGUUCCCAUACCCAACGACAUUUUGUCCCGUGCCAUACUAUACCGAUACAUCACUCGCCAACCUCGCCGGCGCACUCGUACCUCUUACUAGAUCCUCCCGCUUUUUUUCGGUCUCAACCCCCGUGCAGACUGCGGAAGGCACGGCAGCAAUGGACCUUGACGGAGCUGUCUCACCACUGGUGCAGCUGGAAGUUACUACUGCAGAGUUGAAGAGCGAUGGAAUGCUACUAUACGUGUCCAAAGCGGCAUACGAACCGGGGACGAGUCCGCUUAGCAGUUGGAUACCUCUGAAGGCCUAUACACCGGAUUCACAACAAUCUGAAGCCAAUGCGCUACCUGUUGCAUUGGAAAGUCCGUUAGACGUCUUUGAACGUCUCGUGAGGCGUAGGCUAGUAUUGAAGAACGGAGGCAGUGCCCUUGCAACUCCCGAGGUCUCAAUGGAGGAGGUGUGA
Messenger RNA from Laetiporus sulphureus 93-53, 1356 nucleotides. RefSeq lists its product as uncharacterized. The transcript has 4 exons. Gene Ontology annotation, cellular component: nucleus; cytoplasm. Gene Ontology annotation, biological process: snRNA import into nucleus. Bases 1 to 1356 code for a protein of 451 amino acids. The record is from RefSeq and is a predicted model, not a curated record. Lineage: Eukaryota; Fungi; Basidiomycota; Agaricomycetes; Polyporales; Laetiporaceae.